UAGCAUGCGUUGAUGCGCAAGUCAAGCCUUUGGUGUUGCAACUUUGUUUAGCUCUUCUUUAAAACCACAAGGUGCGAGCAGAUGCAGAAUCGCAUGAAUAAGCAUGAGAAAUCGUCCGUGGAUUCAUCUCAGCAUAGCAGUUUUUCUGCAGAUUGUUUUACAAGCAGAACUUUCACCAGCCCCCCAAAAUGACAUCGGCACUGCCGACUACGGCCCGCCUCACGACUUCGGGACCCCCGAAACAACAGGCUAUCGCCCACCUCCUCCGCCUCAGUUCAUGGUUUCACAAGAUAUGGUCAACGAAUCACUACCACCUCCCCCUCCAGACAUGAGACCUCCAGACGAUCCAUCAACGGAUUCAACGAUGGGCCCUCCGCCGGACGCUAUGAUGGCACAAUCCAUGGGACCUCCGAUCAAUGUCAUGCCAGGUCAAUCAAUGGGAGCUCCGUUUGCUGCCACGAUGGGUCAAUCAAUGGGACCACCGCGGGGCCCGCCAAGAGGUCCACCUGGAGGUCCGCCUCCAGGAGGUUUUCGCCCUGGGCGUGGCCCUCCACCCCCGCCCGGUAUGCAAUUUACUGGAGGUUUCCAGGACUCCUCUGAGUUCUCAGGGGAAGAGGCGAACGGGGGUUUUCCGGGACCUCCACCACCGAUGGACUUUCAAGGAGGCCAGUUUCGUGGUGGGUUUCCCGGAGACCAACCCAACGGCCAAAUACCUCAUGGACCUGGUGGGAAAAUGUUCAUGGGCCCCCCAGGACCCGGACCCGGUCCUUUUGGGGGCAACAGAAUGGGGUCCGCUUUUCGCGGUAGAAACCGAUACAGGCCAAUGGGUCCCCCACCGAUCACAGAUCGUCCCGGGGGGCGUAGAUUUGGGGGUGGUGGAAGAGGAAGGUUUCGGGGCUUUUGAAGUUAGUUGGCCAGAAUAAAUAUAGAAUAUUUUUCUGAAAAUUGAUUUUGAGUUAUGAACUGCCUCCUGUCAUAAGUUUUGAAGUAUCUGCUGAGUUCUUGUCAAUCAUCACUGGAGACCACUAGAGUUUGGCAGAGAAGCCCUCCGACAAGAAUUUCUUACUGUCAGUAAUAGAAAUUUGAAUAUUUCCUGUUCUCUAAAUACUUCACUUCAAGAUUAUACUUGCUUAAACAAUCACCUUA
Messenger RNA from Bemisia tabaci, 1146 nucleotides. RefSeq lists its product as uncharacterized. Lineage: Eukaryota; Metazoa; Arthropoda; Insecta; Hemiptera; Aleyrodidae. The record is from RefSeq and is a predicted model, not a curated record.